AUGUUUCCAUCCGCUCGCUCCACAGCCAUUGCGCUGUUGGCACUGGCUGCGCCUUCUCUCGCUCAAGUUCCAUCUGAGCCUGCGGGCCUCAAAGUGCUCGAGUCGCGCUUCGGAGAUGGUGUGAAGAUUACUUACAAAGAGAACAAGCUUUGUGAGACUACACCAGACGUCAAAUCAUAUUCCGGUUAUGUCUACCUACCCCCCGGAACCGCGGACUUGGGUCAGGGACAGGAUUAUCCUAUCAACACCUUCUUUUGGUUUUUUGAAGCCCGUGACGAUCCGGCCAAUGCACCACUUACAAUCUGGUUGAACGGUGGACCGGGUUCUUCUUCUAUGUAUGGGUUGCUCGAGGAAAAUGGGCCGUGCUACGCAAACCCAGACUCGAACUCAACGAGACCAGCUGAGUGGAGCUGGAACAGAGCAUCGAACAUGCUCUAUCUCGAUCAACCAGUGCAGGUUGGCUUUUCAUACGACACUUUAGCAAAUGUCACCAGAAACCUUGCCACAGGACAGGUCACGGUGCUGAAUGACACCACGCCUCUCCCUGAGCAAAACACUACUUUUCUUACAGGCACCUACCCUAGCCGUAACCCCAACACCACAUUUUUCGGUAGCGUCAAUGGCGCCGUGGCAGCGUGGGAGUUUGCCCAGGCUUGGUUCCAAGAGUUUCCUCACAUUGUGCCCAAUGACACUCGCAUUAGUCUCGCAGCUCAGUCGUACGGCGGACGCUAUGGACCCGCUAUGAUGGCUUUCUGGGAGGAACAAAACCAGAAGAUUGAGAAUGGCACUCUCAAGGAAGGCUACGUUAUGCACUUGGAUACCCUGCUUCUUAUUUCCGGCUGCAUUGACCGCUAUAUCCAAUUUCCCUACUACCCUCAACAAGCUUACAAAGGCAACGGGUAUGGAUUUGAAGCUGUCAAUGAGACAAUCUACAAUGGCAUGGUUGCCGCUGUGCCAGAGUGUCUAGAGAGGAUUCAAAACUGCCGCGACGCCGCUGCUGUGUCUGAUCCGGAAAACCUGGGCAUCGACGCUGGUGUCAAUCGCAUUUGUGAGGGUGCAGAAACCUUUUGCCGUAACAACAUCGGCUAUCUGAACCGCGAGUGGGUCCAGGCGGAGCUCGGUGUGCCUCUCAAUUGGACAGGUAGCUCCCCACAGUCUUCAACAGCUUACCGUUCCAUUGGUGACUACCCGCGUGAUGGAUGGGUUGAAGAUCUCGGCUUCCUUCUCGACAAUGGGAUCAAGGUAUCACUAGUGUACGGAGAUCUCGACUUUGCUUGCCCCUGGGGCGGUGGCGAUGCCGUGGCCAAAGCAAUCAACUGGACAGGGUCCGCCGGGUAUGCAUCUGCACAAUACGCCGAGAUCCAGACGAACGACUCAUAUGUCGGCGGUCUCGUCCGCCAGUACGGAAACUUGAGUUACAUCCGCACCUACCAAGCCGGUCACGCCAUUCCUGCUUACCAGCCCGAGACGGCUUUCAAGAUCUUCACGCGUGCCCUGUUCAACCUUGAUAUUGCUACCGGUACCGAGUCGACUGCCGGUACGGAUGAAGAGAGCACGUACAUAAGCACGGGACGGCCGGAUCCAAAUGUGCAGUUUGAGGCGUACACAUCCGAAAGGCUGACGUUUUGCUACACUUGGGAUCUCGGCUCCUGCACUGAGGAUCAAGUUGAUGCCGUGCUGGACGGAUCCGCCGAGAUUUGCCAGUACCUGGUCGUGGAUGCAAACUCGACGCAAUUGUUUCCCGAGGUGAUUGCUGAAUGCCGCGGUGGCAACGCUAGUAUCUCUGGUAUUCAUUAUUAA
Bipolaris maydis ATCC 48331 is the source of this 1800-nucleotide messenger RNA. The record is from RefSeq and is a predicted model, not a curated record. Lineage: Eukaryota; Fungi; Ascomycota; Dothideomycetes; Pleosporales; Pleosporaceae.